Cuscuta europaea is the source of this 1976-nucleotide messenger RNA. Lineage: Eukaryota; Viridiplantae; Streptophyta; Magnoliopsida; Solanales; Convolvulaceae. The record is from the annotation of a GenBank genome assembly.
AACCCGCUUUAGAGUUCCCACCUCCAUCGAGGCUUCGUUUUCUGCUGUGCGACGUCCCAGUUAUUGGAGAAAAGGACCGUAGCGAUGGCACAAGCGGCGAGGCUGAUCCUGCGAAUGCAAAAGGAGCUGAAGCUCCUCCUCUCAGACCCACCUCACGGCGCCUCCUUUCCUUCUCUCUCCUCCUCCGCCCCUCCCUCCCUCUCCUCCAUCGACGCGGAAAUCGAAGGCCCCGACGGCACUGUUUAUGCUAACGGAUUAUUUAAGCUUAAAAUCCAAGUUCCGGAGAGGUACCCUUUUCACCCUCCUGUUGUAACUUUCGUCACUCCAAUUUAUCAUCCGAAUAUAGACAAUGGAGGUCGCAUUUGCCUGGAUAUUCUCUAUCUUCCUCCAAAGGGGGCGUGGCAGCCAUCUUUGAACAUUUCAACUGUAUUGACUAGCAUUGGGUUGUUGUUAAGUGAACCGAACCCUGAUGAUGGCUUAAUGCAUGAUGCUAGUAAGGAGUACAAAUAUAACAUGCAAGCUUUUUAUCAAAAAGCAAGAUCCAUGACAGAAAAGUUUGCUAUGCAUCAAGCAAGCCAAGUUGCUGCUUCUGUUCCUCGCCAAGAAUUUCAUACUCAAACAAAUCCUCACACAGAAAUACUGCAGGUUGACAAUAAGGGACCUGGUGCUUCAAACUCUAACUUAUUUCAGUGCUUUCCAAGCCAAAACAGAUCUAGCGGAGUUAGCAGAAUGUUAUCUCUGGAUUGUUUAGGAUCCGAGCACUAUAAAGACUCUAAUACAAAUGAAGCAACUGAAAUGCCUGCUAAUUAUCUCUUCGACCAUCAGAAUGAAGCCGGAGGGUCAAAGCCUAAGAGAAAUACUGCAGAGGGAGUGAAUGAAAUUCACUCUAACAAUCAGAUUGAAGCUGAAUUUGGUAGGGGAAGAAGCAUUUAUAGAAGCUUGAAGCGCAAGCAGUCACUAGCACAUCGUGAUUUGAAAGUAAAGAAAAGCACAAAAUUCCAUACAAUAUCUGAUCUUCCACAGCCUGGAACCACCAUUCAUCACCUUGGUUUGUCUGGUAGGAAAAUCGCUUUGGGGUCAUCCUGUUCAACUCAUCUUAGUCUGCAAAAUAACAAAGAACACUUACUUUCUUCUAACACCUUUGCUGAUCCCAAGGCUAAUUUGCAUCUCAAACCAUCAGCCUUGUGUGUAAUGUCAGAAGCUGGUGAGUCUUAUGGUUGUGCUAGAAAGUCUUGUACAGGGAAAAUUCUCAAUAUGCCUGGUGGGAAUGAGCAAAGGCGGCCUUUGAAAUCUAUGGUUCAUUUGCAAGAAAGUGUCGGUAUCCAUCAAUUGGACCAGAUGCAAUGUGAACAAGACAAAGUGGGAAAAAAUGUAUUGAAGGAAAUAGAAACAUCAACAUAUGAUCAUGCAGUGAUUGUAUUGGAUAGUGAGGAUAGUGAAGAUGACAGGGAGCUUGCCUGCUAGGUCUAAACUGUCACAGUGUCACUUGCACAUGUAUGAUGAUGGCCUUGGAAAGAUAAGGGUGUGAUUUAAUUGCUCAUAUGAGUGCUGCACCAAACAUUUGGACAGUAAGCUUUUAAAAAGAACUGCACUUGUAUGAUGAUGGCCUUGUUAAACGAAUUUUUUCAGUGUAUCUGGUUAGUUUCUCUCUUUAUGUUUUCUUGUUCCAUGCUACUCAUGAUUCUGAUCCUGCUACACAAAUAUGCAGGAGAUUUUGGCUAUUGGUACUUAUUGCUGAAAUGUAAUUGAAACUGCAUUCUCAUCAAAUGACUGUAUUCUUCAAUAAUUGCUAUCUUUAGUCUUGCCUUUCUCCAUGCAGCAAAGCUAUGUGUACACGCGUUGUAUACUCGCCCAUACAUUUAGGCCGUGUACAUAGACAGUUUGUACAAAAUUUCUAAUAUUUCUGCAGUUUUUGACAAAUUGCCUCUGUACAAAGUCAAAAUGUAGAGAGCGUGUACAAAAGAACUCGUGCAAAU